This is a messenger RNA of Geodia barretti, 216 nucleotides long. The record is from the annotation of a GenBank genome assembly. Lineage: Eukaryota; Metazoa; Porifera; Demospongiae; Tetractinellida; Geodiidae.
AUGUCUAAAGGAGAAUCUUUGUUUCAAAAACACCACAGACUGGCUACUGUCAGAGAAUGUCUACUGAUGUACGAAUUCCAUAACCAGACUAAAUUGACAAAUGCAAAAAUGCUCAGAGCUGUCAACAUCCUCCACAGAGUCAGGAUCCAGCUCCACAGAAGUGAUGGCUAUGAAAAUGUACUCAUCCAGUUCAGGAACACUGUCACUGCUGAUUGA